GCGCUGCAGCUCUCGUAAUAGGAUUCGGGGAGCUCACAGAGGCAUGGCUGUGUUGGCGUCUCUCGGGGUACCCCUGCUUCGGACGUCGGCUUCACGGUGGAAACUGUGCGGGUCUGCGCUGACAGCAUAUACACGGCAGCCAUCUCGAUCUCACCGCCUCGCGCCGUCGGAUGAUGAGAUCUAUCAGAAGACCACGGUGUCUGUUCUAGAGAGGGACUCCUCUGACGUCAUGUUUAUCGAAAGUGUCAGCCGUCAGGGAUUCAUCAUCAACGGUGACCGAGUGGUGGGGCCCUGCGCUAUUAUCCCAAAAGCAAUUCUGCAAUGGAACGUUGGUUCCCAUAAAGACAUCUCGGUGGAAAGUCUUUCCUUAUUCCACAUGCUGGUUCCCAGGAUCGAAAUCGUGGUUCUGGGAACUGGAGACAGAGUGGAGAGGUUAGACCCGGCCAUUCUUAAGUUCAUGAGACAGAAAGGUGUAGCGGUUGAGGUGCAAGAUACGGCCAACGCAUGCGCAACUUUUAACUUCCUGAACAGCGAAGGCCGUGUGACGGGAGCCGCAUUGAUUCCCCCAACAGCAGACAGGAGAUCUGCAUAGAACCCGACAGACUGUUACAAACACAGGCAAGGAAACGGACAGCCAUGUAACUUGCAGAUAUUUUUUAUUGACGGGUGUCAUACCAUCUUACAUAUAAAAAACAGCGUAAUAAUGAAA
Molecule: messenger RNA, 709 nt
Organism: Spea bombifrons (plains spadefoot toad)
Lineage: Eukaryota; Metazoa; Chordata; Amphibia; Anura; Pelobatidae
Gene: NDUFAF3
Product: NADH:ubiquinone oxidoreductase complex assembly factor 3
Exons: 6
Coding region: 44-592 (182 amino acids)
Biological process (GO): mitochondrial respiratory chain complex I assembly
Cellular component (GO): mitochondrial inner membrane
Source: RefSeq, a predicted model, not a curated record